Annulohypoxylon maeteangense is the source of this 2031-nucleotide messenger RNA. RefSeq names its product fungal-specific transcription factor domain-containing protein. Lineage: Eukaryota; Fungi; Ascomycota; Sordariomycetes; Xylariales; Hypoxylaceae. The record is from RefSeq and is a predicted model, not a curated record. The transcript is spliced from 2 exons. Bases 1 to 2019 code for a protein of 672 amino acids.
AUGGAUCGUGGACCGCGUGAACGCGAAACGGCGGAUAAGGUCAAGAGCGCCAUCGCACAGAAUGCCAUGAGGAAAAGACGUUUCCGCCCCGAUAGUGAUUUCUCCGUUGCGUCUACAACGACACAUGCCGAUACGGAAAGGGAUAGCUGUGGUAGCAGCCAAUCAUCGCCGACUUAUCUUCUUGCUCCUCAAUCUGCGACAUCACCAACCCAACCCGAACAGUUGAAGCAGCAGACUUUCUCGAAUCCAGCGAUUUCUGCCCCGUCAGAGCCUGGAUUUCAACCCAACAACAUACUAUCCUACCACGACUUCACGGCUCUGUCGAAGCCUUGGCAAAACCAGGGGUCCUCUAGUUUAGAUGGAGUGGACUUAGCCCUGUCGCCACUGGAGCUCUUCUCGCCCUCCGCCAUGUCACUGGACUGUAAUUCGGUGGAGUGUGAGAUGUCCCUAAAUUUCCUAGACCAUGAACCCAAUGGCCAGGAAUCCACACAUACGUUCAAUCUCGAAUCGCGGAAUACACAGCAGGACGUGGAAAAUUCCAAUGCCUUGGUAGCUUGUAUAGGGGCCAAUCAAAUCGAGGCCUCUAAACCCCCACAGGGAAACCUAAUGUCCAGACGAGUGAGCGUGCCUUGGUCAAUCACCUCAACCACUACUGCUACGGAUAACACUACGCCGUCGAGUUGCUGUAGCGGGGCGCUUCCCCAAUCCGAUACGGGAAUUUGUGAGUUUUCCGCAGAGAAUUCUCUUCUAAUUUCAUAUUACACCAAUGAGGUGAUUCCGAUACAGUUCCCGUUCGGCCUGGAUAAUGUACUGUGGUUGCAGUUCAUACUGUUCCGAGCUAGACCUGUGAUGGAGAUAUCAAUAAUUCUCAGCCGCGCGGUGUAUCUCUCUAAGGAGAGCUCAGGACACUUGGAACCAACGGAAGGUGGUUACGAGCAGCAUAUUGGCCAAGCGAUGGCUUCUCUAAAGACGCUGCCCUCGCCGACGGCUACUAUGUCUCUUCUCGAUGAGGACCGCAGGACGUCUCAGGUGAUUGCCGCAUGUACGGCUCUUGUGCAAACUAUUCACCUCGAGAUUUUUUAUGGUGGAUCAAAGCACUGGAAGGACUGUCUAGUGCAAGUGAAACCGUACGUGCGGACGCUCAUCGACCUGGCGGUCGCCGAGGAAUCUUCGUCAGUGUCUACAAUCUCAGGAUUUGUCCCCCAAAUUCAUCGCGCCGCCGCAAAGGCAUUGCUCGGGAAGCUAGUUUGGUUUGAUGCGAUAGCGACUGUGUCUAUAGGCCAGGGACCGUUCCUCGGAAUCGACCACAGCUAUCUUCUAGGCACAGAAACCAUCGACGUGGGCGCUGUAUCUGGGUGCCAGAACGAGGUGGUCAAGGCGCUAUGUGAGAUCGCCAAGUUGAAGCAGUGGAAGACGCAGGCAGAGAGCCAAGGAUGCCUAAGCGUGAUGGAAUUGGCAGCGCGUGGUGGAUCUCUAGCCCAGUCUCUGGAUAGCCUGAUCGACGGGCUAGAAGAACCGAAUCUUGUAGAAGUGAGUUCACCGGAUGCGGUCAGGAUUGACUCAAGGCCGGGGAAAUCCAGGGAUGGAUUCUCGCACGUCGCUGACCAAUGGAAGCAAGAGGCGAAGAGCGAGAUCACGGCAGCCUUUGCGCGGGCAGGGGUAGUCUACCUGCAUGUUGUAGUAUCGGGGCCAAACCCGCAGCUAGCUGAAAUAGGGGCUGCGACUACCGAGCUGGCUACAUCGUUAGAAAGCUUGGCGGAGAAUCGGAUGAUCGAGCAUGCUUCUUGGCCCCUGUGUGUGGCUGGCUGUUUUCUAGCCGGAGAAAGCGAAGGGAGGCUGGGGAACCUAGUAGAUUCUGCACGGGAUCAACGCUCGACCUGCAUGAGACAACACCCCUCAGCAUUGUCAGCGAGCUUGGAUAUCGCACAAGAGUGCCGAAGGAUGAGGAAACAAGAGGCGAGGCACUGUGACUGGACGAUGGCAAUGCAGAAUUUAGGGAUCCGCGUCCUAUUGGGUUGAAACACGGAUGAU